CUCAAGAAACGAUGAAUGUUCUGGCACAUUCGAAUCAUUCAAAUAGAAUAUCCCUGCAAUUCGCUGUUCCUUCAUCUGAAAUUAAUUAAGAAUUGGUUGGUUGCGUUUUUGGAAAAUUGAUAACCCUAAUCUCGAAAAUUCCCCCUUUGUAAUCAAACACAUUCAAUUCCAAUGCAAGCAGUGGGGAGAUUCGGCGGUUACAUCACGCGCGGUGGAGCUGUCGACAUUGUUGUUGUUCAGCAGAAAGAUGGAACCUUCAAAUCCUCACCUUGGUACAUUCGAUUUGGGAAAUUGCGCAAACUUCUCAAUAGGAACGAAAUUGACAACAACAAGGUUCAGGUUAACAUCACUGUCAAUGGUGUUGAACCUGAUUUCAACAUGUAUUUGAAUCAAAAGGGGGAAGCCUUCUUUCUCCAUGCACAACCACAACAACAACAACAACAAGGAGAAUCUAUGUUGGAAUUCGAUGAUAUUCAACAAAGGUAUAGUAGUAGUAGUAGGAGGAUUUUGAAGUCACAAAGUUGCAAUUAUGAUUCCAAUUCCGCGGCUCAAGUUGAUGAGAUUGUGCCCAGGAAUAAUGGUUCUCGUCGUUCUAGAUUACUUGGAAUGGUUUUUGGAUCAAGGGGUGCUGAUGCAAAUGGGGUUGAUUUAUUGGAGCGUGCUGAGAUUGCAGCUAAAUUGUUGGAGCUCAAGUGGUCUACAAAUCUCACUUUUGAUCAAAUGCCUCCUAGGGAUAGGAAGAAAACUAGCUUCAACAGUGAUAAGGAGGAAGCUUGUCCCUGCAAUGAACGAGAUGGCGUCGGUUCCAAGUCUGAGUUUGAUGAGGUUGUGUGCCUUGCAAGUCCCGGCUCUGCUAAAAUUCUUCUGCUACCUGAGGUUGCAAACACUGAGGGAGUUGCUGAAAAUUUUGAUCUUAGGGUGCCGGUAAUGGAGGUCUCUGAGUUGCAUUCUCAGCAGAGAGAUUGUUCUGAGUCUGAUAUGUUUGAUGUCGCAGAGGUUGAAAACAUAUCAAAGUUUCGAAAAUCUCAAACUGUCAAUAUUGGGCGAAGGCGUUACUCAGUUAACAAUGUUAGAGCAAAUACUCCAACUUCUGAACAGCUAGCAUCUUUGAACUUGAAGGAAGGGAGGAACACGGUUACCUUCAGUUUCUGUACAGACAUGCUGUGGAAGUAUCAGUGUGAGGCUCGAAUAUUUUUGUGGAAAUGGAACACUCGUAUAGUAAUAUCAGAUGUGGAUGGGACAAUUACAAGGUCAGAUGUUCUAGGUCAAUUCAUGCCUUUAGUAGGAAUUGACUGGUCACAGACUGGUGUUGCUCAUUUAUUCUCAGAAAUCAAGGAAAAUGGCUACCAGCUACUUUUUCUUAGUGCUCGUGCAAUUUCUCAGGCAAAUCUCACCAGACAAUUCCUAGGCAACCUUAAGCAGGAUGGGAAAGUCUUACCGGAUGGUCCUGUGGUUAUUUCCCCUGAUGGACUUUUUCCUUCUUUAUAUAGAGAAGUUAUCCGGAGGACCCCUCAUGAGUUCAAAAUUGCAUGUUUACAGGACAUCAGAGCACUUUUUCCUCCUGAUUGCAAUCCGUUCUAUGCUGGUUUUGGAAAUAGGGUAACUGAUGAAAUCAGCUACCUUAAGGUUGGAAUCCCACUAGGAAAAAUAUUCAUUAUUAAUCCAAGGGGAGAGAUUGCUGUAAACCGUCGUUGUCUAGACUCAAAAUCAUACACCUCUCUUCAUGCUCUCGUGAAUGGAAUGUUCCCCCCUACAACCUCAUCUGAGCAGGAGGAUUUCAAUUCAUGGAAUUUCUGGAAGUUGCCCCUUGAACCAUAAAGAAAUGAAAGGUUUUUAUCUUUCAAGCAUAUAUUGCUCAAUUAUCUUGGUCUGGUGUGGAUGGUUCAUGCUGUGCUGUUCCUUGAAUUAGAUAGGUGAUGUAUAUAAGCUAGCCUGAUGACAACAGCUUCAUUCUGUUGUGAACAUGUGCUGGUGGAUUGAUUUUUGGCACUCUGAAUUCGAUGUAUGGAUGGAGGAUUUAUGUAAAUUUUGCCUGCACCCUGCUUCAACACUGUUAUUUCCUGCUUGAUGCUGUGAAGAUCAGAUACCUUAAUUUUUUUUGUUUCAUUGUGCGGUUUGUGUGAUCCCGUGACUUCUCUCCAUAAUUGGUUCUGAUUUCAGAAUCAAUCAAUUGGGGAAGAGUUUUCAAUUAUGCACUUAAACUAGUUAAAUUCCACUCCAUUAAGCAUGGGCAUGACCUGAAAAAUACGUAUGAUGAGAAUCUCACUAAUUAACAUCAUAUCUCAUGAUUAUUAGUGAGUAGCACCACUUUGUACAAAUAUACAAGUAAUCUUGAAUGACUCCUCUUCAAUCUCA
This is a messenger RNA of Lotus japonicus, 2355 nucleotides long. Its product is annotated as phosphatidate phosphatase PAH2. The coding region runs from base 172 to 1818 and encodes 548 amino acids. NCBI's taxonomy places the organism in Eukaryota, Viridiplantae, Streptophyta, Magnoliopsida, Fabales, Fabaceae. The transcript has 11 exons. The record is from RefSeq and is a predicted model, not a curated record. Gene Ontology annotation, molecular function: phosphatidate phosphatase activity.